This is a messenger RNA of Myripristis murdjan (pinecone soldierfish), 3138 nucleotides long. RefSeq names its product splicing factor U2AF 65 kDa subunit-like. NCBI's taxonomy places the organism in Eukaryota, Metazoa, Chordata, Actinopteri, Holocentriformes, Holocentridae. Gene Ontology annotation, biological process: mRNA processing. Gene Ontology annotation, cellular component: nucleus. The record is from RefSeq and is a predicted model, not a curated record. The transcript is spliced from 11 exons. The coding region runs from base 110 to 1537 and encodes 475 amino acids. Gene Ontology annotation, molecular function: RNA binding.
GAAAUUUGGUUCUCACUGCACUGAUACGGCAAGACAGUCUGCCUCUUAGCUGCCUCGGCAUUAGCCCGAUCUGGAGUCAUUUAAUUAACACGUAAAGGCAGCUGCUGAUAUGUCGGAUUUCGAGGAAUUUGAGAAACAGCUGAGCGAAAAUCGUCAGGAGAGAGAGAAAGAGAGGCACAAGAAGAGAAGCCGCAGUGGAUCUCCGGGCCGAGGCGACAAACAUCGCAGCUGGAGCAAAGACAGGACCAGCCGCAGCCGGGAGAAGCGAAGCCGCAGCAGAGACAGGAAGAGCCGCGACCGGAGGAGCUCCUCCCGGGACCACAAGAAGCACAGCUACUCUCCAAGGCGAACAAGGAAGAAAAGGACCUGCAAAUACUGGGAUGUGCCACCCCCUGGCUUUGAACACAUCACACCAAUGCAAUAUAAAGCUAUGCAAGCGGCUGGGCAGAUACCAACCAUAGCUCUGCUGGCAACGUCCACCACCAGCGGAGUGGCUGCAGCGCCAACCCAAGUGCCCAUCGUCGGCAGUCAGAUGACAAGACAAGCCAGACGCCUUUAUGUUGGCAAUAUUCCCUUCGGGGUAACUGAGGAGUCCAUGGCAGAGUUCUUCAAUGCCCAGAUGCGCCUUGCAGGCCUUUCGCAAGCCCCUAGCAACCCUGUGCUCGCUGUGCAGAUUAAUCAGGAUAAGAACUUUGCAUUCCUAGAGUUUCGAUCUGUAGAUGAGACGACGCAGGCCAUGGCCUUUGAUGGAAUCAUUUUCCAAGGUCAGUCUCUGAAGAUUAGAAGACCUCACGACUAUCGGCCUUUGCCUGGUAUUUCAGAGCAGCCUGCUUUCCACGUCCCAGGAGUCGUCUCCACAGUCGUCCCCGAUUCCCCCCAUAAACUGUUUAUAGGAGGCCUGCCUAACUAUCUUAAUGAUGAUCAGGUAUUCAACUCAAAACCGAUAAAACAGGUAAAGGAGCUCUUGACCUCAUUUGGGCCUCUCAAAGCUUUCAACCUUGUCAAGGACAGUGCCACAUCACUGUCAAAAGGUUACGCUUUUUGUGAAUACGUAGACAUCAGCGCCACUGAUCAGGCAGUCGCUGGCCUCAACGGAAUGCAACUGGGCGACAAAAAACUCAUAGUCCAAAGGGCUAGCGUGGGGGCUAAAAACGCCAAUCCUACCUCCAUCAUAGAGACUCCGGUAACGCUGCAGGUCCCUGGGCUGCAGAGGCUGCAGAACUCGGGCAUGCCCACAGAGGUGCUCUGUCUUCUCAACAUGGUGAUGCCCGAGGAGCUGGUGGAUGACGAGGACUACGAGGAGAUCCUGGAGGACAUCCGCGAGGAGUGCUGCAAGUACGGCAGCGUUCGCUCCAUCGAGAUCCCUCGGCCCGUCGAUGGGGUGGAGGUCCCUGGCUGUGGGAAGAUCUUUGUGGAGUACGUUUCCGCUGCGGACUGUCAGAAAGCCAUGCAGGCCCUCACCGGCCGCAAGUUUGCCAACAGAGUGGUGGUCACCAAAUACUACGAUCCGGACAUGUAUCACAGACACGAGUUUUGAAAGCACAGACACGUGUGACGGGGAGCGUCCUGAGAAGGUGUGUCCUCCCAUUCUUCCCCUUCUUAAGCUUGGUUUCAGCACAUUGGCGCUAGGGUUUGUUUAAUUCUCCAGUAUUUACUUCUUUAAAUGUCGUGAGCGUGUCUUUAGAGACUAGACCUGGAAAAAACUUGUUUUAUUACCCACUCCACAUCUUCUGCAUACUCUCCUGGACUCCAGAGUGUAUUUUCUCCAGUACCGACUAUCUAACUCCCAGCCUUAGCCUAACGCGUGUACAGUCAACUGAUCUCAUUCUCAAAGAAAAAAACACUGUAGUAUACAUUACAUUUGCAGUAGAAUGAAUGUCACAUAUAUCUUACCUGAACCCUACUAACAUUGCCUGACGAUGCCAGAGUAGCUGUCUAUCAAGUAUGCACUAUAUGAGAAAAACAGUCAAAUGUUUAGAUUUUCCUUCGGAGCACAAUUUAUUUCUCUGUGAGAGAUGACAACUGUCUCUUUUAGAUUUAGAUAUGAAAAGCCAUCAUAAUGUUUACUGUGUGGCUAUAAGAAAAAAAAAAAUCUAUAUAUAUAUGUAUGAAUAUUGUUUUAUUUAUUUAUUUUUGCUAACUUGUUUCGUUUCUCCUUCAUGUCACAUAUUAAUGUUAUUCCUUAACCUUAUACGAUGCUUAACUCAAACUUGUACUGCUAAUAUAACCGAGCAAAUGUCUAAUUGUUUUGUGAGGAAAAAAAAAAAAAGUAUUGAUUUUGCUAGAAGGCCUCAAAGGUCAUUCUUUGAAAACUGUAAUUUUGUAUAUAGUAAAUAUUAAUGUCAAAAGAUGAAUAAUAUUAUCAGAUUGAUCAUGCACACUUUUAUUGGAAACAACCUGAAUUAGGGCUUUUUUAAAAUUUAUUUUAUUUUGAUUUAUUUUUUUGAUUUAUUUUUUUUUUGCAUAAAAGUGCUGAGCUUCCAUGUUGUGGUUAAGGAGAGUGAGAAGUGUCUUGGUUGACGAUGAUUCUAUGAGACACUGGUGAUCGUGUCCAUGUUACCAGCAAUAGACAUUUUGAUUCCAUGAUUUAUAAUUUGCAAAAUCAUAACUCCGUCCUCAUUUGUCUACUUAACAAAGUAAACAUCUUGAUCAAUGCACCUUUCAAACCUUUUAAAGAUAACAUACCGAAUGAAGUUUUUAAUUAUUUAUCGAGCUUCAUUUCCUCCUGUGUGCUGCUGUUUUGCAUCCCUUGUAGAACAUAUAUUAAUUUAAACCAUUAAUUUAUUAUGGAAUUUGUUUUUUGUUUUUUUUUUUGUUUUUUGAGCUGCUUGAAGAGUGCAGGCACAAAUAUAUCCAAACAAAUUGGUGUAUGAUAUAAUUUAUUUCAAAUAUACCAGAAAUGUGGAUAUGAGUAAAAUAUGUAUUUGGAUAUUACCAAGUUUGCAGGUACAGCAAACAGUUCACUCUGUUUAAGAGUAACCAAAAUGUAUUUUAAUGUAAUAUGUGCAACAUAUCAAAUGAUAAUAAACAACUACUGUAUUUUUUACAUUUUUGGAUGGCCAAUAAUUGACAGCAGUUUUAGUUUGUACAAUUCCUGCCACUGCCAUUGCCUUGAAUAAAUGCUUGCAUUCACUGUCA